This is a messenger RNA of Gadus macrocephalus (Pacific cod), 1039 nucleotides long. It is a transcript of the gene chmp5b, whose product is annotated as charged multivesicular body protein 5b. The transcript is spliced from 8 exons. Gene Ontology annotation, biological process: vesicle budding from membrane; late endosome to vacuole transport via multivesicular body sorting pathway. The record is from RefSeq and is a predicted model, not a curated record. Bases 125 to 787 code for a protein of 220 amino acids. Gene Ontology annotation, cellular component: multivesicular body. NCBI's taxonomy places the organism in Eukaryota, Metazoa, Chordata, Actinopteri, Gadiformes, Gadidae.
CGGUCCAGACAAGUUACUGCACUGACGUAAACACAACUUGUCUUCCGGGUGUAUUCUUUCUCGUCGGUCAGUGAGCGUUCUUAACUAGGUUAUUUUCGCUGUUGUUUAACAUUUUUCAGCAAUAAUGAAUCGUAUAUUUGGCAGCGGGAAGCCUAAAGCCCCCCCUCCCAACCUGACGGACUGCAUCGGCACUGUCGAUUCUCGGUCAGAGUCCAUUGAGAAGAAGGUGGCCCGACUAGAUGCUGAGCUGGUGAAGUACAAGGACCAGAUGAAGAAGAUGAGGGACGGGCCCUCAAAGAACAUGGUGAAACAGAAGGCCAUGAGAGUUUUAAAGCAGAAGAGAAUGUACGAGGGCCAGAGAGACCAGCUCAUGCAGCAGUCGUUUAACAUGGAGCAGGCCAACUACACCAUUCAGUCCCUCAAAGACACCAAGACAACCGUGGACGCCAUGAAGGUUGGAGCCAAGGAGAUGAAGAAGGCCUACAAGAACAUAAAGAUUGACAAGAUCGAGGACCUCCAAGACCAGCUGGAGGACAUGAUGGAGGACGCCAACGACGUGCAGGAGGCCAUGAGCCGCAGCUACGGCACGCCCGACAUCGACGAGGACGACCUGGAAGCAGAACUGGACGCACUGGGAGAUGAGAUGAUGUUUGACGAGGACAGCUCCUACUUGGACGAUGCCUCCACCGCCCCCUCCAUCCCAGAAGGUCUGCCUGGGGACAAGUCCACCAGCCGGGACGGUGUGCUGGUGGAUGAGUUCGGCCUCCCCCAGAUCCCAGCCACAUAGGCCGGCCUGCUGGGAUUUUACAUGUACCAAAGCCUUGUAUUUAACACUCCUGUCUUUCACCGCCAGCUCACAGGCGCCUUAAUGCUAAUCUUAAUUUAGCAUGCAAUAUAUUAUAUCGAGAAAUAAUUUAGUAAUAAUGUGAUUGUCUUUCUGAAGAACCAAUAUUCUGGCUAAAGUGAUUCUUGGAAGAAAAAAACGCCUUCUGUAAACUUUCUACUGCAAUCCAAUAAAUUAUAUUUUCGGACAACCCAA